Argentina anserina (silverweed cinquefoil) is the source of this 588-nucleotide messenger RNA. Its product is annotated as NAC domain-containing protein 41-like. Gene Ontology annotation, biological process: regulation of DNA-templated transcription. The coding region runs from base 1 to 588 and encodes 195 amino acids. The record is from RefSeq and is a predicted model, not a curated record. The transcript has 2 exons. NCBI's taxonomy places the organism in Eukaryota, Viridiplantae, Streptophyta, Magnoliopsida, Rosales, Rosaceae. Gene Ontology annotation, molecular function: DNA binding.
AUGAAUUCAUUCAUGGAGACUGCUAGUUCUCUUCGACUUCCAGUCGGCUACCGAUUCGUGCCAACUGAGCAAGAGCUUUUGCUCUCUUAUCUGUACAAUAAGGUGAUUGGGGCUCCCCUUCCUUGCAACGUUGUGAUGGAGUGUGAUCUUUAUGGUGAAGAAGAAGCAUGGAAGGAGCUAUUCCAGCAAACCGAUGAGAGUUCCCUUUACUUCUUUACCGAGCUAAAGAAGAAGAACGACAAUGAUUCACGAAUAGCAAGGAUGACAUCAUCAGGAUCUGCUACAUGGAAGAACCAGAGCGAGAAGCCUAUCCAUUACGAUAACCACAACAAUGUCGCCGAUGGUGUUGGAGGUCAUGAUGAAGGGAAGAAUCAGAAGACGGUUAUCGGGUUUAAGCGAACCUUCUCUUAUACUAGUAAGAAAGAAGGAUCAACAAGUAGUAGCAGUAGUACUAAUAAGGCAAAGGGAGGAGGAUGGGUCAUGCAUGAGUUUAGGCUUGCUGAAUUCCUUCUUAGCCACAACCAGGGUAACAACAUCUAUGUUCUUUGUCGAGUCAUAAAAACGAAGAAGGGGGAAAUCAUGGAAUAG